AUGGGAGAAGCUUCUCAAACAAGCAGUCCCACACCUGAUGUGUCCUAUGGACCCGAACAGACCACAGACGGAAGUGCCCAGUUUGGACAGGGCUCUGGGUCCAUUGUUCUGGAUGACGUGGCCUUUACAGAACAUGAGGCCUAUCUGUGGAGCUGCUCCCACCGAGGCUGGCUCUCUCAUAACUGUGGCCACCAUGAGGAUGCUGGAGUCAUCUGUUCAGAUAUGUGGCUUACUACCACCCCAGAAACUACAACAGAAUACACCUGUGGAGGUUUACUGACCCUACCGUCUGGGCAGUUUUCCAGCCCAUACUACCCUGGGAGCUAUCCUAACAACGCUAGAUGUUUGUGGAAAAUUUUUGUCUCCAGCAUGAACCGUGUGACAGUGGUCUUCACAGAUGUGCAGCUUGAAGGAGGUUGCAACUUUGACUACAUCCUGGUUUUUGAUAGCCCUGAAUACAAUUCUUCUCUCAUUGCUCGGGUUUGUCAUGGGUUCAAUGGAUCUUUCACCUCGACCCAGAACUUCAUGUCUGUAGUCUUCAUCACAAAUGGCAGUGUCACGAGGAGAGGUUUCCAAGCUGACUACUACUCUACUCCUAUCAGCACCAGCACAAGCAGAUAUGCAGUGUAUUCUGGGGUUCAUCUGCAUUUCCUCUCUUUCCUGACAGUAAACUAUACUUGUGGAGGUUUCCUGACGGAAUUCUCUGGGCAAUUUUCUAGCCCAUUCUACCCUGGGAGCUAUCCUAAUAAUGCCAGAUGUUUGUGGAACAUUGAAGUUCCAAACAACUACCGCGUGACUGUGGUCUUCAGAGAUGUGCAGUUGGAAGGGGGCUGCAACUAUGACUAUAUAGAGAUUUUUGAUGGCCCCCACCACAGUUCACCUCUCAUUGCCCGGGUUUGUGAUGGGGCCAUGGGCCCUUUCACUUCAACAUCCAACUUCAUGUCAAUUCGCUUCACCACUAAUCACAGUGUUACUCGAAGAGGGUUCCAGGCUGACUACUACUCAGACUUUGACAAUAAUACCACCAAUCUCCUUUGUCUGUCAAAUCACAUGCGAGCCAGUGUGAGCAGGAGCUACCUUCAGUCCAUGGGCUACUCCUCCAGGGAUCUUGUCAUUCCUGGUUGGAACGUGAGUUACCAGUGUCAGCCUCAGAUAACACAAAGGGAGGUCAUAUUCACAAUUCCCUACACAGGCUGCGGUACUACCAAACAGGCUGACAACGAGACCAUCAACUACUCCAACUUCCUCAAAGUGGCUGUUUCAAAUGGCAUCAUCGAGAGGAGAAAGGAUCUCCACAUCCAUGUCAGCUGCAAGAUGCUUCAGAACACCUGGGUCAACACCAUGUACAUCACCAACAACACAGUCGAGAUCCAGGAAGUCCAGUAUGGCAAUUUUGACGUGAAUAUUUCCUUUUAUACAUCCUCCUCCUUCUUGUAUCCAGUGACCAGCAGCCCAUAUUAUGUGGAUCUGGACCAGAAUUUGUAUCUUCAGGCCGAAGUCCUCCAUUCGGAUACCUCUUUGGCUCUGUUUGUGGACACCUGUGUGGCUUCGCCACAUCCCAAUGACUUCUCGUCUUUGACAUAUGAUCUCAUCAGGAGUGGAUGCAUACGAGAUGAAACCUACCAAUCUUACUCCUCGCCCUCACGACGCAUCACCCGCUUUAAAUUCAGUUCUUUCCACUUCCUGAACCGCUUCCCCUCAGUGUACCUACAGUGUAAACUGGUGGUUUGUCGAGCAUACGAUGUCUCCUCACGGUGCUACAGAGGAUGUGUAGUAAGGUCCAAGAGGGAUGUAGGCUCCUACCAAGAAAAGGUGGAUGUUGUUCUGGGACCCAUCCAGUUGCAAUCUCCCAGCAAAGAAAAGAGGAGUCUCGACUUGGCAGUGGCGGAUGUGGAGAAGCCAGCCAGCUCCCAGGAGGUCUAUCCCACUGCAGCCAUCUUUGGCGGAGUCUUCCUGGCCCUGGUUGUAGGUGUGGCAGCCUUCACACUGGGAAGGAAGACACGCACUGCCCGUGGCCAACCUCCAAGUACUAAGAUGUGAAGCAAAACAACCCAG
Molecule: messenger RNA, 2055 nt
Organism: Rattus rattus (black rat)
Lineage: Eukaryota; Metazoa; Chordata; Mammalia; Rodentia; Muridae
Product: deleted in malignant brain tumors 1 protein-like
Exons: 13
Coding region: 1-2040 (679 amino acids)
Cellular component (GO): membrane; cell surface
Source: RefSeq, a predicted model, not a curated record